This is a messenger RNA of Macrosiphum euphorbiae (potato aphid), 837 nucleotides long. Lineage: Eukaryota; Metazoa; Arthropoda; Insecta; Hemiptera; Aphididae. The record is from the annotation of a GenBank genome assembly.
AUGACCGACCUGCCAUGGCUGAUGUUUAUAAUGACUUUCAUUAGUACGUGGCUUAAUUCCAUAACAGAACACACUUUUAUAUUAAACAAUAAUUCUCACCGGGAAGAAAAUGUAUGGUUAUCUACAAAGAAUGAUACCGAAGGAACAAGUUAUCAAGAUAAUAGAACUAUAACCACGACUUUAAGUUACAAUGAAAACCAAAAAAAUGUUAUUGUUACUGAUAUUGAAAAUAUAAGAGUUAUAGAUUUACCAACAGCCAACUUGACAAACUCUUCAUCGAUUGUUUUUCCAACUUCAACUAGUGAGAAAAUUAAAAUAAAUACAUUUCUACCUGAACAAAAGGCAAUUGAGAAAUGCUCAUUGAAUGCAAGUUAUUGCAUCAAAGUUGAUAAUUAUCCAAGAGAAGAUAUAUCAAAUAUUUUUAGAAACAGCAAGUAUAUGUCAACUCCUUAUUAUGAUAUAGAUGCUAUGAAUGAGAUAAAUGAUUUUGAAACAAGAAUAUCAGAUUCUCAACUUGAAUCUUUCUGUCAGUCAAGAACAGAAGUAAUAUAUCCAGAAGCCGGUAUUACAUCAAAAAACGAAUGGCGUUUUAUUGUACAAACUCCAGAAACUAAAGACAAUGGCACUACCAUUAAACAAGGAAUUCUAGUGGAGAAAUGCAUCAAUACUGGAGUUCCGUGCAAAUUUGAUUCUUCUUUACCACCAGGACACGUGUCAACCUGUGUACAAAAAUAUAUCUACAAAAGAUUAAUAUCCAUUGAAGGUUCUAAUUUUGACUUUGAUACUUUUAAAAUGCCAUCUUGUUGUCAGUGUAUGUAUAGAAUAAACGAAGACUAG